Molecule: messenger RNA, 246 nt
Organism: Strongylus vulgaris
Lineage: Eukaryota; Metazoa; Nematoda; Chromadorea; Rhabditida; Strongylidae
Source: the annotation of a GenBank genome assembly
AUGAGCUGUCGAAGCCCGUCAGAUGAAGAGACCUAUUUUGCUAAGCCAGCGCAUCUUUUCCCAUCCCUUGAAGAUGGGAAAAUCCCCACUGAACAGUUCCUGAGUGCAUGCCAAGGAAUCGCUGAUUUCGUCGGUGAGCAAGCUAGAUGUUCAGCAACUCCAAUUUUGUCUAUGGGCAGAAAUGUCGUCCGCAUUGCUUGCACAGAUAAAGCGCGUCGAAGUUUUGUUCCUCUUGCGAUUGCAUAA